This is a messenger RNA of Triticum dicoccoides, 2361 nucleotides long. RefSeq names its product regulation of nuclear pre-mRNA domain-containing protein 2-like. Gene Ontology annotation, molecular function: RNA polymerase II complex binding. Gene Ontology annotation, biological process: mRNA 3'-end processing. The record is from RefSeq and is a predicted model, not a curated record. Lineage: Eukaryota; Viridiplantae; Streptophyta; Magnoliopsida; Poales; Poaceae. Bases 213 to 1961 code for a protein of 582 amino acids. The transcript has 8 exons.
AAAACAACAACGAAAAAACCACCUCCCAAAACCAGAGGAAACCCUCUCGUGUUCCCCCUACCUCCCUUCCCCACUCCCCUCUCCUCGCCGGCGGCAAAUUCAAGCUCAGGAGGUCGCAACUCGGUAUUCACUUCUCCCCGCAAAUCUCCGACCUGGUUUCGGCGGGUCAGCGAAGGACCGGUCCUGACACGGGGUUAGGCGGAAUCUUCGUGAUGGCGGGCACGAAGGCGGAUGCGAAGGCGGAGACCAGCGGCGGCGGCGGCUCUUUCAGCGAGAAGGGGCUUGCCGAGAAGCUAAAUAAACUCAACAGCUCCGCGGCGAGCAUCCAGACACUUUCACAUUGGUGUGUUUUUCACCGGAAGAGAGCCAGAAGAAUUGUCGACACAUGGGAGAAGCAGUUUAAUAAUGCAACAAAGGAUAAGAAAGUGUCAUUCCUGUAUCUAUCAAAUGACAUCCUGCAAAAUAGCAAACGCAAGGGUGGAGAAUUUGUGAAUGAGUUUUGGAAGGUUCUUCCGGGAUCACUUAAAGAUGUUCAUGAUAACGGGGGAGAACAUGGAAAGAAAGUGGUCGCAAGAUUAAUAGGGAUUUGGGAUGAGCGGAAGGUUUUUGGAACCCGUAUUGAGAGCCUAAAAGUUGACAUCCUUGGUGAGAACCCUCCUACAUUGGAUAACAACGAUAAUGGUUCAAAUCCUAGCCCUAAUCCCUCUUCAGAUCCCAAAGCUGCUCGGAAGGAUUCCAGUACAUAUAUAAAAGAACUGACUGUUUCCGGGAUGCCUGAAAAGAUUGCGACUGCAUAUCAGUCUGUAGUUGAUCAGUAUUUUGAUGAGGACGCAUCUUUAAACAAAUGUAAGACUACUGUUAAUGUUUUGGAGAAGAUGGACAAAGAUGUAGAUAAUGCUUGUACCCAUGGUAUUCCUCAAGCAUCAUCAUUGGUCUCUGACCUUCAAGAGCAGGAAGCAGUCCUCAAGAAGUGCAUUGAGCAACUUGAAAGUGUCGACAGAGCUAGGAUAAACCUGAUUAAUCAACUAAAAGUAGCUCUCAGUGAACAGGAAGGAAAGUCGGAGCUUCUUCGCACUCAGUUGCAAGUUGCUCGAGCAGAGGCUGAACAUGCCAUGCAACUCAGACAACGUCUUGGUGGUGCUCCUGUUACGAAUGGUCCAGGAUCUAGUUCUGGUCCACCCAUGAUUACAUUCCCAUCAGAGCAAACAACUGCUGCGAUGCAGAAUUCAGAAGCAAGUCCUAUAUCUCCUCAGUUUCAGCCGGUGCAUCCAGCAACCUCACCUCCCACCAUGACCAGUGCUAUGGGUGAUGAGCCCAAGAUAACAGCAGCAGCUAUGGCAGAUAAGCUUGCAUCUUUGUCAUCUGGCCAGCAAGUGCUGUCCUCCAUUUUCUCAUCCCUUGCUGCUGAACAAGCUGCUUCCAUAAAUGGUGGUUCAUCUUCUGGAGAACUCUCUGCAGGGCCUCCCGGCUUUGACAGACCAAAGAGGCCUAGACUUGAGCAGCAGGCUGGUGAUACGGGGGCUCCCCCUUUCUUUGCCCAAGUACCACAAGUGCAACAACAGAUUGGAGCAGUACCUACUUCUCUUGGAAGCACACAGUCACCAGCGCAGGCUAACCAAGUACCAGGUUCAUUUGCGCCACCUCCAUUACAACCUAUGGUACCGCAACUUAUGCAGCAGUUUAGUCAAAAUACUGGAGGUCCUGGAGGAAUGUUCGGAAUGAUACCCUUUGGGAUGAUGGCUGGCUCUUUGCCACCUCCACUUCCAUUGUUGCCGGCAGGUUUUGCAAUGCCAAAUGGACCACCUCCUCCACCUCCUCUGCCACCCAUUCAGCAGCAGCAGCAGCAGUCUCCACAGGCACCACAGCAAUCUCCAACAUCAACUGGAUUCUUCCAAACUUCAAGCACUGGGUUUUUCCCUCCAGUUCAGGUGCAGCAAUCUCCAUCCGUCCAACGGCAAUGAUGCUAUAUUACAAAUGUCGGGGUAUAAAGGCAGCACCUUGUGCUAUCUUUGUACAUUAACAAUAAUCCCCGAGUAUUAUCCGGUUAGGUUACAGGUCCUGUAGGAGAAACAGGAUCACUGCCUAUGAAAAUAGGCGUACGGCUUGUGUGAUGUAUAACUGUUCCUUUUGGUCUGAGAAGUUUGCUCGAUACUUCCUGACCAUAUGAAGUAGUUAGACUUUUCUUUGCAUAGCACGUUAAUUAGCUCAGAGACAAACAAAUGGGUGAUACUGUUGCUUAAAUUGUUGUUGCCCAAUGAUAUUAACAUUUUAGGGCUCCUCGGUCGUAGAACUUACCGAUAGAUGGGAUCUGAACUGUAACUAUUUUUCAUAUACUCAUAUUGUUGUUCACGUUUAUUUGUU